AUGUGGUGGCUCAGGCUGGUGGUCAUCUCGACCACAGCCGUCAGCCAUGGUUGGUGGGCUGGCCCGGAGGGGCCACCGGAGGCGGAGCCCCUGGAGGAGCAGGCUGGUUGGCGGCAGCAUCUUCGGGAGUGGCUCCCGGGUGCGGAGCGAAGGCUCAAUGCCACGGAAGAGUGGCUUGCCGGCCUGGCGAGCUGGGGUCGGGAGUUGGAAGGAGCCUCGACCUGGGGAAGCUGGGACGUGGCGCUGUGGAUGGUCGUGGACACCCUCUUCGGCAUGAUCGGGUGGGCACUCUUCGGCAGCGCUUGGACUAAGGCUCGGACCGGAUGCCGCCGGCUCCUCCAGGUUCUGGUGGUGCUGGGGCUCUGCUUGGUCGCUCACUAUGUGUGGGCUGUGUGCUACCCCAUUGUGUCGCUCCUGAUCGGGGCAUGCAUGGCGAUGGCAUGGCUACUUCGCAAAGUCCUACGAGGAGUAGGGGCCUUUGCAUUCUGGUUCCAAAGAGUUACAGGAGGCUCUCCAGAAGCCUCUGAAGCAGAGUUCUUGGGCCCUGCCACUGGACGGACACCUGAAACCUCCCAGCUUCGAGCAUUCAAGAGGUCCGGUGAGCAGCCCAAGCACAUGGUGGUGAAGAGAGGGGAAGAUGCUGCUGUCUUCGCCAUCGGCAUGGACUCCCAGUCCAUCAAGACCCACGGCCUCUAUGUCCCUGUGGAGUGCAACACGAUCCGUGGAUCUCCGGCUUUGGUGAGGCGGCUGCGGGACGUCGAGAAGGUGCACUUAUGCCGAAAUGAGGCCUGCACCGAAGAGGGUGGGGAGCACUUCGUCAUGUACGGGUUAGUUCGAAAGAAUGACCCGGAAAGAUUCCAGAUGGCCCAAGCUCGUGAGGGUGCGCGCAAGGUGACCCACGACUUCUGGGCCUGGUUGAAAGGGUCCCCAUUGACUGAAGGCACCUCACAGUUGAUGCAUCGCCUUCGGGAGUUGGGUUCCGAGUCGGAGCAAGAGGAGGAGCACCUGAUUUGCUGUGGCAGCCUGGUCACAUGGCGGGGCCCGAUGGAACUAUGCAGUGCCUGGCCAAUCGGCCGUGCAGUGUGCGUGCUCAACAUUUUGGGCAACUCCUCCAGGAUGAUGUCACGUACACGAGCGGUGGAGGACAUCGACGAGGGGGAGAACGAUGAUGAGGAGAACGGGGUCGACACCGAGGAGGCGCACGGUGACGAGGAUAGGCAUGGUCGUGCGAGAAAGCUGUUGGGAAGGGCUCGUGAAUGUGAGGAGCCCGAGAUCAAAGAGAGAACGCCACGUUCAGAAGGCGCCGGCAGCUUGCUGGAAGAGUUCUUUGAGAUCUUUGCGGCCGGAAAGGCGGAUGGACUCCGUGAAGACCAAGCACGCAAAAAGCUGGGAGCUGACCGCCUGCUACUACCCGGUGAUCUUCUUCGACAACUGGUUGGGGAGGCGGAGAAUGAGCAGGCGCAAGGGCAGAGAGGGCUGUCACGUUUCUUGACCACGUGGCGGAAGGAGCUGGCUAAGUUGGGAAGGCCUCAUGGAGAAGGGGAGGGAUGUAGCGACUGGAGUAUGGUGGAAGGUGGCAGUCAAGCCGACCUCGGCAUCCAGGACGAGACCUACGUCUGA
Molecule: messenger RNA, 1620 nt
Organism: Durusdinium trenchii
Lineage: Eukaryota; Dinophyceae; Suessiales; Symbiodiniaceae
Source: the annotation of a GenBank genome assembly